UGAAGGAGAAGAUAUAAAAGGUUGGAAAUUUGCAGGUGGAAUCCAUUGGGUGGGAUGUGGACGAAAGUGUGUUGGGCGCAAAUCCAAACGCCAAUGUUCCUUGGCAAUUCAAUUCCACCACCACGUCCACCAACCAGAAUCUCCCUCUCACCAAAAUGUGAGCAACAAAAAACCCAAGACGACGGCAUCCCCGCGGAGGACGUGAAAAUCCUUGCCAAGUUCAAGUCGCGGCACAACCACAUCCGCGUCCUCGAAGUCUCGAGGAAAGCCGACCACCCCUUCCGUGGCUCCCGCCUCCUCCUUCUCGACGCCCCCGGCAACAUCCACAGCAUCUCCUUCCUCUUCAAAACCCUCACCAACACCUACUUCGACGUCUUCGCCACGCUCCCUCCCCUCCUCCCCCCCGGCCCCCUCGCCCUCCUCGGCUUCGGCGCCGGCACCGCCGCCCGCAUCCUCCUCGACCUCCACCCCGCCGCCGUCCUCCACGCCUGGGAGCUCGACCCCGCCGUCCUCCAGGUCGCCCGCGAGUAUUUCAACCUCGCCCGGCUCGAGCGGGACCAUAAGGAGCGGCUCUUCAUCUACGUCGGGAACGCGCUGGACGCCAGUGUCCCCAACGGGUUCUCGGGAAUCGUGGUGGACUUGUUCUCCAAGGGGAGCCUCAUUCCCGAGCUUCAGGACCCCGCCACGUGGCAGAAGCUCCGGGGGAGACUGAAGAAGGCUGGGAGGAUCAUGGUGAACGUGGGAGGGAGCUGCGUGGAGGCCGAGAAUAGGAUGAGAGAUGGGAAGGUUGUUAUGCACCAGACUCUGAGGGCCAUGCGAGAGGUUUUCGGGGAGAGCCUUUUUGUUAUGAGCCUUGGGAAUCGCAAGGACGAUAGCUCGCUUGCUCUUACUGGGGACUUGCCUCCUCUUCAGGACUGGAAGAAUCGACUUCCCGGUCCAUUGAAAUCUUACCCCGACCUAUGGAUGCCCUACUCUCAUUAGUGCCUAUCAACUGUUUGUGUUUAUUCC
This is a messenger RNA of Cajanus cajan (pigeon pea), 1008 nucleotides long. Its product is annotated as S-adenosyl-L-methionine-dependent methyltransferases superfamily protein. The record is from RefSeq and is a predicted model, not a curated record. NCBI's taxonomy places the organism in Eukaryota, Viridiplantae, Streptophyta, Magnoliopsida, Fabales, Fabaceae. Gene Ontology annotation, molecular function: thermospermine synthase activity. Gene Ontology annotation, biological process: polyamine biosynthetic process.